CUCUGAGGGGAUCCGCCGCUGAUUUGGGGGCCUGCAUCCUAGUCCUCCCCAUCGUCCCCUGCCUGGCCUGCCACACCCAGGCCCCUGACAGCUCCGGUUCCCGCGGCGCCUACCCAGCCAGGCCCAGCGCUUCCUUGCCUACUGCGUUUGAUCUACGGGAAAACUUUAGAUGGUUUUACCCUGGAUUGGCAAUUUGGGUUUGAGUGCCAUCAAAAAGGGCGCCUCAAGCAGUUGUCAGAAGCCUAACUUCUGGGUCCUGAUGUCUGACCAUGGAGAUGUGAGCCUCCCACCUGAGGACCGGGUGAGGGCUCUCUCACAGCUGGGGAGUGCAGUGGAGGUGAAUGAAGACAUUCCACCCCGUCGGUACUUCCGCUCUGGAGUUGAGAUUAUUCGAAUGGCAUCCAUUUAUUCUGAAGAAGGCAACAUUGAACAUGCCUUCAUCCUCUAUAACAAGUAUAUCACACUCUUUAUUGAGAAACUACCAAAGCAUCGAGAUUACAAAUCAGCUAUCAUUCCUGAAAAGAAAGAUACAGUAAAGAAAUUAAAGGAAAUCGCAUUUCCCAAAGCAGAAGAGCUGAAGGCAGAGUUGUUAAAACGAUAUACCAAAGAAUAUGCACUAUAUAAUGAAGAAAAGAAGAAGGAGGCGGAGGAAUUUGCCCGGAACAUGGCCAUCCAGCAAGAGCUGGAAAAGGAAAAACAGAGGGUAGCACUACAAAAACAGCAACAGUUGGAACAGGAACAGUUUCAUGCCUUUGAGGAGAUGAUCCGGAACCAGGAACUGGAAAAGGAGCGACUAAAAAUUGUACAGGAGUUUGGGAAAGUGGACCCUGGUCUAGGUGGCCCACUGGUGCCUGACUUGGAAAAGCCCUCUUUAGAUGUGUUCCCUACCUCGCCUGUCUCAUCCACACAGCCUUCAGACUGUAAUUCAACUCUAAGGCCAGCCAAACCACCAGUGGUGGACAGGUCCUUGAAACCUGGAGCACUGAGCAACUCUGAAAGUAUUCCUACAAUCGACGGGCUACGCCAUGUGGUGGUACCAGGGAGGCUGUGCCCACAGUUUCUUCAGUUAGCCAGUGCCAAUACUUCCCGGGGAGUAGAAACAUGUGGAAUUCUCUGUGGAAAACUGAUGAGGAACGAAUUUACCAUUACUCAUGUUCUCAUCCCCAAGCAAAGUGCUGGGUCUGAUUAUUGCAACACAGAGAAUGAAGAAGAACUUUUCCUCAUACAGGAUCAGCAGGGCCUCAUCACACUGGGCUGGAUUCAUACUCAUCCCACACAGACCGCCUUUCUUUCCAGUGUUGACCUACACACUCACUGCUCCUACCAGAUGAUGUUGCCAGAGUCCAUAGCCAUUGUCUGUUCCCCCAAGUUCCAGGAAACCGGAUUCUUUAAAUUAACUGACCAUGGACUAGAGGAGAUUUCUUCCUGUCGCCAGAAAGGAUUUCAUCCACACAGCAAAGAUCCACCUCUGUUUUGUAGCUGUAACCAUGUGACUGUUGUGGACAGAGCAGUGACCAUCACAGAUCUGCGAUGAGAAUUUGACUCACACACCUGAAACUAUAAAACCAUGUCAGUGUACUGUAGCCCCUUAAGAUGAGCUUUCCAGAAAGCUUUCGAAGCUUUUAAAGAUAGAAUAGGGAAGGGACAUCACCUGGGGAAGAAUUGAAUUUCUGUAUCUGGUUUGAAAUGAAAGAAUUGGAUGUAUUUUUUAGGCAAAUCUGGAAACAUGCAUGAUAACACUAAAGCAAUUAAUUCUAAAAUUAAAUUGAAAGAAUGGUAUAAUGAGCGCUCACAUACCCUUCUUUCUAGAUUCACAAAUUGUUAACCUUUCAUUGUUCUCAGCUAUCUUCUAAUUUAUCUGCCAACUUGUUUAUAUCUACCUUUUCACUAAAUGAGGGCAUCUAUACAGAAAUUUGGAAGCCAUUUAGAAAUCCUUUGGGAUUUUCUUUUGGUUUGGGCAAUAUUAAUGGCACUGAUUACAAGGGUGAGGGGCAGCUCACUAUAUCGGAGCAGAUGGUGAGGCUCAGGAACCCUGAAGAAUGAUGUUAUCAGGAAUUAUGUUAUUUAACAAAUACUUCAGGAUAUUUUUGCUCUAUAAUAAAGUAACACUUAACUUAUUUUAUUGGGCUCUAGAGUGAUCCAUUUGAUCAAGCCUCAUAUAAACAAGUUGAAUGAAAGGUCUGGUUGUUCUGGAAAAGAUGAAGGGAAAAGGAAUUUGAGAUGUGCCAACACUGAGGUGUGUCCCACUUCACUUUUUUAAUUGUUUGGUGUUUUUUCUCUGUCUGCUGCUGAAGUCAUCUCUCUUCUUCUGGUGCUGUCUCAAGUUGGUCACCCCUUUUUUCCUCCUUAUGCCCCACAAGCUUUCAGAUGAGGGUAGUAGAGCCUUUAUCUGGAGCACCAGGUUACACUUCAACUAAAUGGUAACAUUCCCUAGCCGCCCCACCUCACAGAUUCCAUCGUGGUGCAUAUUCUGACUUGAGCAAUACUUAGGAAUGUGUGUGAAGCUGUAGUUGAUUCUUUUUUUUUUUUUCUGUGACCUGAGCCUAGUGUUCUAAGAUGGCCUAGAAAUAACGUUGGCACUG
This is a messenger RNA of Fukomys damarensis (Damara mole-rat), 2582 nucleotides long. It is a transcript of the gene Stambp, whose product is annotated as STAM binding protein. The transcript is spliced from 10 exons. Gene Ontology annotation, biological process: protein K63-linked deubiquitination. The record is from RefSeq and is a predicted model, not a curated record. Lineage: Eukaryota; Metazoa; Chordata; Mammalia; Rodentia; Bathyergidae. Gene Ontology annotation, cellular component: cleavage furrow; endosome. Gene Ontology annotation, molecular function: metal-dependent deubiquitinase activity; K63-linked deubiquitinase activity; protein binding. Bases 170 to 1534 code for a protein of 454 amino acids.